Rotaria sordida is the source of this 936-nucleotide messenger RNA. Lineage: Eukaryota; Metazoa; Rotifera; Eurotatoria; Philodinida; Philodinidae. The record is from the annotation of a GenBank genome assembly.
AUGAAAACUUGUUCAUUUCGAGGAGCUGAACCUCGAUCGAAGAUUGAAGGUCUUUUCUGUGGAAGAGAUGAACUUCAAGCAAGAUAUACAUUGACUCCAUGUGGCAAUCUAUUUUGUCUAUGUUGUCAUUCAUUAAAUAGUCAUAAGAAAAUUCAAAAAUGGUCAGUUGUUGAUUUUAAUUCAAAUUCAACGCAUCGAUUUGUCAAUGGAUAUACUACCUAUCUUAAUUGUCCAGCAACAUGUACUACAUCAAAUGUAGUCUAUGCUAUGACAUGUCCAUGUGGUCAUUAUGAUUAUGUUGAUUCAACAGCAAAAACAUUGGCUGAUGCUAUGGCAUAUCAUCGAGAACAUCGAAAUCGAAUUGUACAUGAGAAAUUAACUGAUAGUCCUCUAUGUCAAGAAUCAUCACUCGAUCCCAACGAGAAAGAGAAUGAAAUAGCCAAUUGCAUGCGUCUCUAUCAACAUUCAGCUCGAUGUCCAAUAGCACUUCGUUUAUUUCUCGAUUGUAAUCCAAGUUAUUGGUGUUUUAUUCCUCUAUCCUGUGGCGAACAAGCAACAGAAAAUAUUGUUGAUUUGCGAGAAACUUUCGAUACAAAUUCAGAAUCGGUUCCUGUGAUAGCGAAUGUCGUCGUAAACAAUCCUAGAGUGACUCAGUAUCGCGUUCGUGUGCCAUUACCACCAGCUACCUAUGUCUUCUCAGAUCGACAACUGCAACAACAACGUUCAUUUUUCGAACGACUUCUCUCGUUUUCCACUCAUCAAUUUCCUUAUGUUAAAUAUCAGAUGAUCGUUCGAUUAUACUACGAUACAUUAUUCAUUAUACAUGCUGAAACCAAAUUGAAUAUGAUUUGUCCAAUUGGUGGUGAUGUUGAACAACGCUAUGGUCGUCCAUAUGAUCUCGUUUGGUGUGCUAAUUUGAAUCAUUCAUCAAUGUGA